ACGCCGACCUGGGAUUAAGCGGUGGGUCCAUCUUUAAGUGGACUAAUUAACCAGCUAACGAUUCUACUUCUUUGACUGGAUGACCUUUCAACCGGGGCGUGCUGGGACCCAAGGAUCGACGCCAUCCGGACUGUAGGACCUCAGGAGACCGAGGUGUCGUGGAAGAGACCCCCGGCCGGGGUGCGCACUGGGCGGGCUGCGUGGCCAUGUGAGGACCGGCCAGCCGUUGGAGAGAUUGUGACACCGCCGCUCCACUGAGCUCCUCGUCGUCAUGGCCGAGAGGACGUAAGACGCCGGGGGAGACUGCUCUCGUUAGCCGGGUGCCGAGGCGCACGAUCGGUGUGCGCUCCUCUCCCCGCUCCCAGCCUCCCCAUGCCAGGACUCCCCCUCCGUCCACCGUUCCUUCCGUCUCCGGCCAGCCCCGCUCGCCUGUAGAAGACCGGCGGGCUUCAGCUGCAAGUUUCCGCCCGUCGUGCAGCCUCUUGACGGGGGGGGCGACGGAGCCAUGGCGGUCCCGGUGGUUGCGGCGCUGCUUCUCCUCGUCACCGCGUCACCGACGGCCUCGGGUGCGGAGGUGGAGGAACGCUUGGUGGGUCACCUGCUGUCGGCCGACCGCUACAACAAGCUGAUUAGACCGGCCGUCAACAACAGCCAGCAAGUCACCAUCUACAUCCAAGUGUCGCUCGCCCAGCUCAUCAACGUGAACGAGCGGGAGCAGAUCAUGACCACCAACUGUUGGCUGACUCAGGUAUGGAACGACUACAGGUUAAUGUGGGACCCCGAUGAGUACGACGGCAUCAAGAAGAUCCGCCUCCCGACGCAACACAUCUGGCUGCCAGACAUUGUCCUCUACAACAACGCCGACGGCACCUACGAGGUGUCCUUCUACUCCAACGCGGUGGUCUCCAACAACGGCGAGGUGGCCUGGCUCCCUCCGGCCAUCUACAAGUCGGCCUGCAAGAUCGAGGUCCGCGACUUUCCCUUCGACCAGCAGAACUGCACCCUCAAGUUCCGCUCGUGGACCUACGACCACACGGAGAUCGACCUCAUCCUCCUGAGCGACUUCGCCAGCCGCGACGACUUCAAGCCCAGCGGCGAGUGGGACAUCGUGUCGCUCCCGGGACGCAAGAACGAAGACCCGGAUGACAUCAGGUACCUGGACAUCACCUACGACUUCAUCAUCAAGAGGAAGCCUCUGUUCUACACCAUCAACCUCAUCAUCCCCUGCAUCCUCAUCACCUCCUUGGCCAUUCUGGUCUUCUACCUGCCGUCCGACUGCGGCGAGAAGAUGACGCUGUGCAUCUCCGUGCUCCUGGCGCUCACCGUCUUCCUGCUCCUCAUCUCUAAGAUCGUGCCGCCCACGUCUUUAGCGGUGCCUCUGAUCGGGAAGUACCUGAUGUUCACCAUGGUCCUGGUCACCUUCUCCAUCGUCACCAGCGUCUGCGUGCUCAACGUGCACCACCGCUCCCCCAGCACCCACACCAUGCCCCCUUGGGUCAAGCGUGUCUUCAUGCACCGACUCCCCUCCUACCUCUUCAUGAGGAGGCCCGGCAGCUCCAACAUCCGCGAGAAGUUCCGCAAAAAGCACCAGCAUCGAACGUACUCGGAGAAGAAAGCGGGGGCGGACGCGGGGGCGGGGAGUCCCGGGGGACGAGCGGACUCCUUCUACGUCAACGAGGAGUCGGCCAAACGCUACGGAUGGACGUUCAGCGACUUUGCCGACAACACGGAGUUCAGGAAGAGGAGCACGCUCAAGAGGGGCAUCGACGUGGAGGACGCCGUGGACGGCGUUCGCUACAUCGCGGACAAGAUGAAGAGUGAGGAUGACGACGAAGGGAUCAUCGAGGACUGGAAGUACGUGGCGAUGGUGAUCGACCGCCUCUUCCUGUGGAUCUUCGUGUGCGUGUGCGUGGUGGGAACCAUGGGUCUCUUCAUGCAGCCUCUGUUCCAGAGCUACAACACCCCCAUCGUGGAAGACGUGGAGCAGAACUGAAACCUCCAACUUAUGGUCUUGGAGAAGAAAAAACAAAAAAAACCUAACCUCAAUUCCUUGCUCCUUCUUUGGAGAAGCCAACACAUGAACUUACCUCCUCACUCCGCACUUUAUCUUGGCUUCCUUCUCCAACUUCAUCCGUGCUUGAGGUCCACAUCAGACCCACUCAUGCCUUUGUGGACCUUUCUUCUUCAGUUCCUACCAAAUUCUAAGCGUCUGAUCAUCCAAGAACGUGUUCCCAAACCGUGGUGCGUUUGAUGGCUUGUUCCAGCCAACCAACCCUGAUGUGCACCUAAUGGGACAUGGGAGCGCUGGAGGGAUGGACCUCUUCACGCCAAACCAGACCAGAGUCCUGAACCCUGAGGUUGAUUGGGAACUGGGCGGUGAGGAUAAACCCUUGAUUGAUUGAUGGAUUGAUUGAUUGAUGAAGAUUCCCUUUGACUUUUUCAUCCAAAUCCAAAACUUACGGAUCAAGUCCAGAACCGCCAAAAAAAGACGUUAGUCGAACACGUCCCAUUUCAAGCAUGGCCCCACGAAGCUGAAGAACCGAAUGAAACCACAAGGACGUGGAACCAAACAUCAAUUAGGAGACGAGCCGCGUUACUUGGAUCACAUGUGUUGCUUUCAAUGGAACACGGAGCCAAACGUCACGCUAACCGCACCUUUUUUUUUUUUUACAAUCCCCGCCUCCUACACAUGCAUGAAACACGCCCCCCCCCCCUUUUUCUUUUCCAAGAGCCCAAAGACAAAAAAGUGCUUGAGAAGGACAUCGGUCAGGAAGCAGCACAUUUGGCCAAAAUGUACCCUAAGAAGAUGACCUCCCAACUAGCACGUACUCUACGUACUCUACUGUGUUGUUGAUGUCCACUUUCAAGGUCGGAAAGGUCAUAUAAAUGACCUUCAUGCUGAUCUUUUAUGAUUGGCGUAGCAUCCAGCAUCCGUCUCCGCUGAAAAUAAGCAAUAAGUCUUUUCUACUGACGGGACCGAAGAACACCAACACCGUCUCUGGUCUUCUUGUGAUGCGUUCAAGUACCCGUUGUGGAGACAACCGCAGCCAAAAAGGAGCAUUGUGUUAAAUCCUUUUGUUCAGUGGGCCGGUGGAAGGAAACAUGACCGUGAUGUCAGUGAAGUGGAUCAAUAAAAGGGAAGUGAAAGCAACACGCUGAUGGCAUGAUGCAUUCAAUGUCCGUUCUUUACGGUAUUACGCUCAUUUCCACGUGUAGAUUCUUCAUGCUGUUUCUUAGUCGGUCCAGACCAGACUAGACCAGUUCCAGGUGGUGCUCGCUUUAUGAAUGAAAAACUUCAUCUUGUUUGGUAAACCUGAGACUGGCUGAGGAGAGAAAGCUUUUUUGCCUUUGCCAUCAAGAGAUCAUGACAGGAAAUGACUUUGGGUUCUUAUUUUUGGUCGGAUUCUGGCUUUUAGACGCCGUGCUCUUAAACGUCAUCAGCUGACUUUUUUGUCUCACUCCCGUUUCCUCUUUUUGUAUUUUGAAGCUGGUCUUAGAACCUCCUUGAGGUCCAUACGUCCAUUGUGUUGCGUUUGUGUGUCAGUAGGGGGUCAAGUGGACUUCUUCACACGUUUCUUCAAGAACUCUUAAGCAUUUAGGGACGUGCACUCUGGUGUAUGCACUCUUUGCUCCGACGUGGGUCAGCUGACUAAAGGCUUCAUUAGUCUUGGAACCGCAGGGUGUUCAACUUCACCUUCUGUUAACUUGACUACGCUAGUAUCACUGCAGUGCAGACAACACACACACACACACACACACACACACUGGGCCAUUAUAAGCCUGGAAAAUCUCGUGUUCUCUCUCGCCCUCUUUAUCAGAUAGAGAAUUAUUCCCCAAACUGUGACGCCGGGACCUAAAACGGAACCUGCAGGC
Molecule: messenger RNA, 3873 nt
Organism: Doryrhamphus excisus (bluestripe pipefish)
Lineage: Eukaryota; Metazoa; Chordata; Actinopteri; Syngnathiformes; Syngnathidae
Gene: chrnb5b
Product: cholinergic receptor, nicotinic, beta 5b
Biological process (GO): monoatomic ion transmembrane transport
Cellular component (GO): postsynaptic membrane
Molecular function (GO): transmembrane signaling receptor activity; acetylcholine-gated monoatomic cation-selective channel activity
Source: RefSeq, a predicted model, not a curated record